Yamadazyma tenuis ATCC 10573 is the source of this 1597-nucleotide messenger RNA. It is a transcript of the gene SIP5, whose product is annotated as Sip5p. The record is from RefSeq and is a predicted model, not a curated record. Gene Ontology annotation, cellular component: cytoplasm. Lineage: Eukaryota; Fungi; Ascomycota; Pichiomycetes; Serinales; Debaryomycetaceae.
GUGGUUUCAAUCUUACCCGUACAAGAUCUACAUAUUCACAAAAUGGGGAAUACACCAGCAAAGGAGUCCAGACCACGGGCUUCGUCUUAUAGCAGCAGUAACUCCGGUAGCUAUCCUGGGGUAGAUACUCAACCGAAUCUUGGGUACAGUUACAAUUAUGGCUACGGCCGGAGCCCAGGAUCCCCAUUUAACUCCUACUUGGGUGAAUCUCGGUCUCGACGUAAUACUACAUCCUCGGUGUUUGGUCAUAUAGUACCAUCACGUAAGUCCAAGAAACUGGAAGAAAAGGAUCGACUUCGGGAAGAACAUUAUAUGAACUUGAUCGUUAAAUUUGACGAAUCAGUUGAUGGCGGAUAUUUGGCACCUUACGGAACUUACAAAUCCAACUUGGAUUUUGACCUGGAAAUAGUCAGAGGCUUGAUAGUGGCUCGGCGGUUGGCCCCAUUCUACACGCCUUUACAGGAUUUUGAUGAAUCUUGGAGUGAUCAAGAGUUACUUAUUAUCAUCAAACAACUCACAUUGCACCUGAUUGAAGGAGCAUAUAGUGGGGAAGAGGAAGAUGAUGAUAUAGACAAUCAUAAGAUUCAUAGGUCGUCUAACUUUUACAAAAGACAAGAACAGAAGAUCAAGUUGAAGAUGCUCAUCGAGAAGAUUAAAGAGUUACAGAAACAACAAGAAGAUAGGUAUUUGGAAGCCAAGACAUCGAGCUCAGUGGUGAAGUCUUUACCAUCCAAUAAUCUUUUAUUGAGGUUAUAUAGAAACCCAGUUGAAUGUCCCAUCUGUUUUGUGUUCUAUCCGGACAACUUGAAUCUCUCCCGUUGCUGUUUGCAGCCAAUCUGUUCUGAAUGCUUUGUGCAAAUCAAGAGAUUAGAUCCCCACCCUCCUCACGAUGAUCCCACCAAUGCCAAUACUGUGAAAAGAACCACGGAAGAAUUACCACACACAUUGAUCAGUGAGCCAUCUAACUGUCCUUACUGUGCUAUGACAGAUUUUGGAGUUAUUUUUGAUAAAAACCUUGAUUUUUCUACCGGCAUCAAUGGCAUUCCACCGCAUGAUUUUGAACAAACGAACAAAAGUACACCCAAUGUUAAUGAUAAUGAUAAUGAAAGUGAUGAACAAGCCGUAAUGUCGUCAUCACCUACCAGUGAACAAGAACCGUCUAUAAUUCCAACGAAGCUUCGCAAAAGAAGGGAAUCUGUUCCGGCAAAUUCUCCUCGUGUCAUCACGAUCGAUCAGAUACGACCUGACUGGGAAAGUAAGCUUUUAUCGGCGAGAAGCAAGUUGGCCCGUAAGGCUGCUGCUGCUAGCGCAAUUCAUGCUUCCAAUUUAAUCAUUAACCCGGAGACUGAGAUGGCUGAGUACGACACCCGUAGAAGAAGAAACACGGGUAGCUCCACGCAGAGCCAACAGAAUCUGCGAUUGCAAACGAUGGAAGAGCGAAUGAUUGAAGAAGCUUUACGUUUGUCGAUCAUAGAUGAAGAAGAACGCAAACGUAAAGAGGAGGAAAAGAAACGCAAAGAUAAGUCUAAUAGAGAUAGAUCCUUUUCAUAGUUCUGGGUUUUAGUUUUUAUACACAUAUGAUAAGAAGGCUUUGUGU